GUCUCCUCCGCUUCAGCUGCUUUAAAGUCGUGCACGACCCGCAGCUGGCGAUCUGCUCAAUUCGUCGGCGCUACUUACGAUGGGCUACACACUCUGCGUUCUAGGAUGCGGAACGAUGGGCGUCGCCGUCAUAUCCGGCGUGCUCGCCAGCCUUGAAGCCAAGGAGGUGGCGGGUCCUUUCCCGCAUGCAAAAUGGGAGUCCCACACUCCGGGGACGAUGACACCGCACGAGCUGGAGGACGAAGCAUUACCAUCGCGAUUCAUCGCAUGCGUUACUCGCGAAGAAAGUGCGAAAAAGCUCAGAGCCACGUUCGCGUCCUCCGGAUCGCUCGGACACACGGUGAAAGUCCUCGUUUCGGACAAUGUACACGGUGUGCAGCAGUCCGACGUUGUGCUACUGUGCUGCAAGCCACAGCAGGCCCAUCUCAUCCUGACGGAGCCCGGCAUGAAGGAAGCGUUAGAGGGGAAGCUCCUCAUAAGCAUCCUCGCCGGAGUGACGAUCUCUCAAAUGAGAGCAUGGGUACCCGAAUCUACGAAGGUUAUCCGGGCCAUGCCCAACACUCCAUGUAAAAUCCGAGAGGGGAUGACAGUAGUCAGCACCCUUCCUCCGUCCGCCUCGCCUGAGCUGGACCGCUCUAUCAUAUUGAACAUUUUCUCAUCAAUCGGACGGUGUCGCAUCCUCGACGAGAAGCAUUUUGAUGCCUGCACGGCGCUCUCCGGAUCGGGACCCGCGUUCGCUUGCAUCUUCCUUGAGGCGAUGGCUGACGGGGGUGUAAUGAUGGGCUUGCCUCGUGCCGAGGCACUUGAGUUGGCAGCACAGACACUGCAGGGUGCGGCUCGCAUGACAUUGCAACUGGGCACGCAUCCGGCACAACUUAAGGACUCUGUUACCACUCCAGGAGGGUGCACAAUCGCCGGUCUUUUGGCCAUGGAGGAUGGUAGAGUGCGUUCGACCAUCGCUCGUGCCAUUCAGAUUGCUACAGAAAAAGCCACGGAGCUCGGUCAUCCCACAAAGCAUUGAUGCAUUGAUGCAGUCCACACACAUGGCACCGUUAUCUUGAUCACAGCGCUUCGCCGAUUUCUUACGAUGCGAUUCGUAUAAUAGGCAUAAGCAUAAUUAAUGCGCGGACUCCAUUAAUGUUUUAGCCAGAUCUGGUGUAAGUACAGUACGUGGUGACUACAAAUCAGACUCAUUCAGACGGCUAAGAGUGUCACCGUCAAUCUUAUUCGGUCGUCUCCACCAUGAAGGGACCGCCAAGACAACGGGUUAUGUAUCUUGAAGAAGAUAC
Molecule: messenger RNA, 1289 nt
Organism: Laetiporus sulphureus 93-53
Lineage: Eukaryota; Fungi; Basidiomycota; Agaricomycetes; Polyporales; Laetiporaceae
Product: pyrroline-5-carboxylate reductase
Exons: 6
Coding region: 80-1021 (313 amino acids)
Biological process (GO): L-proline biosynthetic process
Molecular function (GO): pyrroline-5-carboxylate reductase activity
Source: RefSeq, a predicted model, not a curated record